CCAACAUUGUAAAACACAUUUAGUAUUUUAAUAUUUUCACCUAUAUAUUGGGAAUCUCAAAACUUGAUUUACUUGUUUCACUCCAGAUAAGACACAUAGAUAAUCUUUACCAAAGAUGGCUACAGGAAUUCACCCAAAUGUAGAAGAAGAAUGCAGGAGUAGGCAGCUAGUGUCAAUAAGAUCACUUGCUCUCAUAGUAGAUCCGUUGAGAAAAUAUGUUCAGGCACAACUGAUGGAAGUUUCCAAAAAAACAACACCACAGGAUGCCUUUCAAUGGAGCUUGGAUAAUGGUUACCUGCUUGAAUAUGUCAGGUCUAACACCAAAUCGUUAAAUGAUAUUCUUGAUCCCAAAUCAUUUUUGGACAUUCUGAAGGGCAACAUAAUAUAUACGACAAAGCCGAUAAAAGACUGUGCUAAGGAACUUGUUCACUUCAGGAAUAAAUGCUGCCAUAAUGAAUUCCUUGAGUGCACUGAUAAAGCAACAUCAGCAUUUUUCAAAUCAUUGAAGAAAAUAACAAGGCAAGUUGUUGCCCAAGGUGCAGCAGACCCAAUCAUAAAUGAUAUAGAAAGAUGGGAACAGAGGAAGCUAUUUUUAAUGGACAAAAAUAUCAACAACAUGGAGGACAAGCAAAUGAUUCAAGAGGUACUAGAUGUUUGGCAUAACACCAUUCAAUCGACAGAGGAGAACAAAGAGCAGAUGGAGUCACUUCAUUUGGAACUUGGCAAGCUUCAAAAUGAACUUAGAGAAAAGAUUGGUGAACUUCAAAAUGUGACCAGUCAACAUACUGAAGAGAUUGGUGCUCUUAGAACAGAUUUUGAUGAGUUAAGAUCAACUCCUUCCACAGUUACAAAUACAUUUGAAAGUAAUCCACUUGUUCACCAGGGGUUCAAUCAACAUGCAAACAGCAUUGUUAAUAAUGUUUAUCACAACUAUGGUAACAGCACCCGGGAUCAGAUUGAUCUGCCUUCUAGGGCAAGUCAACUGUCUCUGGAGAAUCAAGACGCUUAUGAGGGAGUGAACGAAGAUGAUGAACUGUACGAGAAAGCGUUAGAGAAAGCCAAGUCAAACAAAAAAUAUUUAAAGGACCUUUCAUUCAGCGAUGAGAGUAAACUCUGUGUGAAAUUAAAUAUUAAUAAGAAAUAUCUUGAACUUGCUGAGGAGAAUUACAAGGAUGAAGAAGAUGUACAUGAAACUUUCCAUAAAGAUAACGCACCUGGUAAAUGUAAAGACUUAUUUCAGAGGCUAAGAGAAGAAAAGGCGUUAACAAUAGAGACAUUGCUGUGGCAGCUGAACAAAAUAAAAGCAAUAAAUGCAAGGAACUUUUUAGCGAAAAAAAUAAAUGAAUCACAAUAGCCUUUUAAGACUUCCUAAACAUAUGUGGUGCUUCCCUUUAAUUAGAGAGUAUUGCAGAGUUAUUAAGGAGUUAAAGCUUGCAUUUAAAAUCAAAAACGCCAACCUAUACCAAUCGCCCAUACAAAUGCAUCGCUUAA
This is a messenger RNA of Owenia fusiformis, 1491 nucleotides long. The record is from the annotation of a GenBank genome assembly. Lineage: Eukaryota; Metazoa; Annelida; Polychaeta; Sabellida; Oweniidae.